CUUGGUACCUAGAAAACAUCUAUCCGGACUCCCAGAUCCCAAGACGUUAUUAUUCACUUGGUGAGAUAAGAAAUGUUGAAACCAAUCAAUGUUUAGACAACAUGGGCCGCAAGGAAAAUGAAAAAGUGGGUAUAUUCAACUGUCACGGUAUGGGAGGAAAUCAGGUAUUUUCUUACACUGCUGACAAAGAAAUCCGAACCGAUGACUUGUGCUUGGAUGUUUCUAGACUCAGUGGGCCUGUAAUCAUGUUAAAAUGCCACCAUAUGAGAGGAAAUCAGUUAUGGGAAUAUGAUGCUGAGAGAGCAGGUAAAUGGGAUUAUAAUUUCAAGACCCACACUCUUCUUCAUAUAAUCACCCAGUCUUGUCUCUCAGUGAACAAAGUAGCUGAUGGCUCCCAGCAUCCUACUGUGGAAACAU
This is a messenger RNA of Carlito syrichta (Philippine tarsier), 417 nucleotides long. RefSeq names its product polypeptide N-acetylgalactosaminyltransferase 13-like. The annotation marks the transcript as partial. NCBI's taxonomy places the organism in Eukaryota, Metazoa, Chordata, Mammalia, Primates, Tarsiidae. The record is from RefSeq and is a predicted model, not a curated record. Gene Ontology annotation, cellular component: Golgi apparatus. The transcript is spliced from 5 exons.